UUACUUUCAAUAUUAACGAAUAAAUAUAAUUAAUCAUUUGAAUCGCAGAAAUUUCUCAAAGAAGAUGUGUCUUGCCUCAUGGAUUCAAACUUUACUAAUGUCCUCUUUAAAAUACUCGUUGGAGAAAACCUGAGACAAUACUGCAUAUCCGGCAUUUUAUUUUCAAAAAUUGUCUCAAUUACAAAAAAAUGGAAAUUACGAAAUAUUGAUGAAAAAAAAUAUAUGUUUCAACUUAGGAUGAUAGUAGUGAUGUGCACUAGUUGGUUUGUAAAAAUGAGGUCAAACUUUCCCGUUCAGUCCGAGAACAUUAAUAUGAAAUUUGAGUAUAUUAUUCGGAACGCUUCAUAUAAUCAAGUAAAGAAUAUGUGAAUCAUUUUAAAACUGCACUCGAUACAAUAUUUGAUUGAUUGAUUACUUGUAAUAAUAGUGGAAAUAAUGGAACCGUCGACGGUUCCUACAAAAAAAUACAUGACCGACUCGGAGGAAUAUUUCAACAGGGGACAUAAUACUCUUCGCAGAUAUACAUUUAUUAAAUUUUGCCACUUGGACAUCACAAAUUUCAUUCCAAUGCUCUAAAUCACUGAAAAGAUGUCGAGACACCCGUUUUCUUCGUGUUUACUCACGUUAUGGAUCUUAUUCAGUGCGUUGAUAUGUACUGUAAAAAGCGGUGAAAUAAAAAAUGGGGAACUCCCGGCAAAAAAUGGUUGGCAGCCGUUAGUGAGCAGUGAUAAUGUAGGAAAUGUCUCACCACCAAGUAAUUACGCCGCCUAUACAAUUUCUCAGUUUGAUUCUGAGCGAGUGCCAAGCUACAAAAUCUCGAAACAGUAUCGGAAAUCUGUAGAUACAAUCCAUCAAUAUGACUACACCCCACCAAGUAUCUUGGGCAGCUUUAGUAUAUUCGGGCAUUCAAUACCAAAAAACCGAAAAGGAGACGACAACAAAGGCUAUCGUGAAUCUACAAACACAAACGAAUAUGAUUUCCUGGUUCCUCCCCCUCGACAAAGAAUAGAAUCCUACCAGAAGAUGAAAAUAAGCGGCGAUGCGUACGGCGGACCAUCACACUAUCGAGACACUAUUUAUACACCUGUAAAUACUCAGUUUACGUUUAUAUCGACGGGGGCGGCAUCAUCAUCAUCAGCAGCAGCUGUUAAAAAGCUGCCCGGUAUUAUUUCAUCCAGGGAUCAAUUAAGUCAUAACCCAUUGCGUCAGUAUCCGACCGCUGGUGAAUCUUACAAAUCCCACUCCCAUCCAACGCAAUCUUCUUGGAUGCAGAACCUACGUGACAAUAUCGACACACAUCACCUGAACAUAUUCAGACAAUAUCCAGUACACAUUGAGGGUGGAAAUAAUUUUUACACACAAAUUGGCCAUCCCCCAGAAUUUAAAUCUCCUUAUGAAGUCAAUAAUCCAUCGAAAACUGUGGUUGAACAACCCACCGACUAUGUAACACAUCAUCCGGGAAAUCUCUAUGCAGUUCAACCGUCCUCAUCACAGCGUAAUGAAUUUUCGUCUUUCAUUACUCCAAAUACCCGUUAUGUCGAGCCCCCCUACAGUUUCGAUGAAAAUUCAGCGGGAAAGCAACACUGGGAGGAGUCCGAAGAUUCAGCACUUGAUAAUUAUUACAAUGUUCGUAAAAAAAAUACAACACCGAGCUGGUUGAUUUCAACAUCAAAAAAUCAAUUGUUGGAUUUACUACCCAAAUUAAAUAAACCAGUGCAAUUUAAUAGGCCAAACAAUGCUACUCCACAUAAAGCAGUAGUGUUCGUCGCCGAUAAUAAAUUAAAGGCUCAAAUUGUACGUGAGAAAAUUGCUCCGAACAUUCCCAAAUUACGUCAGGAAACACCGGAGAGUAUUUCAUUGAAGCAUUUCAAUGAACAACAAUUUCUUUUACAACAACAAUUACUAGAGCGCGAUAGACAAAAGUUGGAAAAGUUUCAAACUCAUCAGAACCCAGUCAGCGGCAAACCAAUAGAGAGGCAUAAAGAGAGACAAUCAACUCCUGUAGAAUCCAACUUUGCUAAAGAAUUUCAAGUUUAUGAAGCUGUAAAAUUAACAAAUGCAGAAAGGGUUUCACCAAGCGGACAACUAUCCGCUAAGCGCAAUAAUGUUAAUUAUAGUAUGAAACAAGUAGAUGAAUCACUUAUCGGGCAAAGUUUGAUUUUUGAUUAUUCCCCAAAGCAAGUUAUUAAUAAUUCGACUGAAACUGAUAUUUCGACAGGGAAAAAGAAGAAAGGUCAUCAUCAUAGGAUUAUAGUUAAUAGUGAAAUGAACAAUUAUGAUCGCGGCACGAUUUACAAUGAUAAAAAUUAUACGGACGUCCAACCUGAAAAAAUCAUGAAUACUUCCAUCGAAUUAGAAAAUACAACGUCGCCAGAAUUGUUUCUUGAAAUGCAACCUACCUUUACAACAAUGUCCGGGAUAAUAACAAGAACUCCCCAAACAUCAAAAACUCAUUCCCAAGGAUCAAUUAUUUCUCCCGCUAACAUUAGUAGCAUUGUGCCACUCGUUACAGAUAUGACGACAAGAAAAUCUACAAUCAUAAAAACAAGGUCACAAAAUAGAGGACCAACACGUCGUAGAAGACCACUACUAGAGCCCGAGCCCACAUCAUUGUCAACAUCAAUUCAACCUACUUUGAUCAGUACAGAGGAUACUUCUGAGGAUUACAAUUAUAAUGGUUUUAUUGCUACCCCAUCUUAUCAUUCGACAGAGAAAUCAAUAAUAGGUAUUAAUAAUGGCCAUAAGAAUGAGAGUGAGCAUUUCAUUAUCCAGCAAGAAGAAACAGCGAAUACAGUGAUUUCUGAAGAAUUGACAACUCAUGUUACACCUAAGAUGAACGAAGCAAGUGAGGAAGGCACAUCUAGUUCUAAAUCACCGAUUAAUGAGGAUAAUUAUAAAGAAUCAGGUUCAUCGUUAACUCAUAUCAAUUCCCCUGAAGAAAUGACAACGAAAAUGAUGAUGGAAAGGAUUCGCAGCACAACGCGUGACGAUAUUUCCUCAAUUGCUCCCUUGGAAUAUUUAUUCAACUUGACAGAAACAAAUAGAGGUGAUGAAACAAGCACACAAUUGUCCGAAUGGGUUCCAUCUGUUGUAGAGCAAAACAAUAACAGUAACAUUUCAAAUUCUUCGAAAUUCGUGGAGAUAACUACAAGGCCAAUCUACAGACUUAGGCCGAUGAAAAUAACAAAUAAUACUCGUCCAAGAUUCAGUGUGAAGGACUACAAGACUAGGUUGGAUUACAGGAAUCGAUUGAGUCAGACUUCAACAACGCAAAAUAGUCUUAUAACGACUCAUUCUAUGCAAUUAAAAAGCGUUGGGAGGUACAAAUAUACGCCGAGGUAUUCUAAUACAAAAACAAAAUCUUCCACUCAGAGUUAUUUGCCCAAAAGUACCAACGUAACUGACUUAAUUGAAGGAAAACGCAAUAAAAUUUCUGGAUAUCGACCAUAUACCACGGCCAUCCAACGAAAAAAUAAUAAUAAUACAACCGAAAUGAGUAAUGUCCAGGAGAAUAAAGUACAGGUGAAUGCUCUUGAAAGUGAAAACAGGUUUGUUCAGCCAAUACGUCGUAGACCCCAAAUUAAGUCAUCAGCACAAUUUGCUCAGAUGAUUAAGAAAAACAAAAACAAUGUUGAAAACACUGAGAAUACGUUCAAUGAUUCACUGACAUUAAUAACAGAGCCGAUUCCAAAAAAGUCGGAAUUAUUCACUGAGAAACCUGUUGCAAUGAGUACAAGUACAAAAAGUGAUAAAGAAAGAAGAAAAUUUAAUGAUUCAAUGAAGGACAUGAACGUGAAUCCACCAGAUCCAGAAAAAGAACAACCAAUCACCGAAAUUAUGGAAAAUUUCUCUCAACACCCAAGCAUUCAGAGUGAUGAGGAGGCUUUUGCGAGAGCAUCUUUGAGUGUUGCAGAUUUGACAAGUUCAGCUUCUGCUCUUUAUAAUAAACCAGGAAUGUUCAAAGCCUUAUCAGUGAUACCGGCAUUCGAGAGUGAUGUCCAUAAAAAAACACUAACCCCCACAAUAGAUGAACCUUCACUCCCUAUUGAGGCAUUCUUCCGAGAAUUAUCCAAUAAAGAGAAAUAGGAUAAAAUAUGACAUUCAUGUAUAUUAUCACGA
Molecule: messenger RNA, 4119 nt
Organism: Diachasma alloeum
Lineage: Eukaryota; Metazoa; Arthropoda; Insecta; Hymenoptera; Braconidae
Exons: 5
Coding region: 589-4086 (1165 amino acids)
Source: RefSeq, a predicted model, not a curated record